AUGUCUGAAUUUCGUAUUUUAGACACUUACAAAGCCUACAAGACCCGAGAGAAAAAGUUCAGUAAUUGGCUCCGAGAAACCGCAUCAAAAAUCGGCAUCAAUAAAACGACUCCAAAGGCUUCUGGCAAGGAUGGCAAUGAAAAUCUGAGAAUCAGUGAUAUCCCUAGCAUUGUCAGAAAUAUCGUCAAGUCUGGUGCCGAGAUCCCAGAGAGUCUCCCAUUACUCUCCGUGAUGUCAUCUCACAACGGAAGGAGGCCUCUCAUUUCUACAAGAGCCGAGGAGAUCGAGUAUCAGACGACGGGCAUCUUCAUUAUUUUACAGUGCUUGAGGAUGCACUGCAGACUCUUGAGCUCUCGAAGAGUGCAAAGAGUUGGUCGAAAACUGGAAAGAGCAGCGGGAGCAUGGCGACUUCUAGCAGUACCAUAGAUGUGUCAUACGGCAAUGUCUUCGAUGUUCUUCCCAUUGAGAGUGUCCAAAACGUGGCUGCUGAGGCCCCAGAAAGCGAAGAUAACGCUUCGGAUCCAGAGAGCGAGAAAGAGAAACGGAAAGCCCCCAAGAGGGGCCGGGGCAAAAAGAAAUCUGGAAAGAAUAAAGGCAAAGGCAAGAAACCCGCAAAAACGACAGAGAAGGCCAUCACGAUACGACAAGCAACUGAGGUUUUGAUUGAGACCGGACUGUUGAAUGAUCUCGAUGAAGAAGAAGACGAUUUGUGUUUCAUGAUAUAUUGCUUUUUCAAAGACUUCAACACCAUGCGCGAGUACAUACAAGAAAGAUGGUGUGAUUAUCAGGAAGGUCUUCUCAGUUUGAGUACCGUUGCUGUCAUCACAAACACCGCUUACGAACUGCUCCAGAGGGGAGAAAGGGAGCUUCUUGAAAUGCUUCCUCGACGACACCCUCUGAGAGACUUCAAAAAUAUGGCCGAUAUUCUUUUCACCGAGUCCGGCCUCGCGCAUAUUGACUACGACGAGAAAAAAGCUGAGUUUGAGGGUGACGAGGAGGGGUUAUCAGAUUCAAUUGCCAAAGAGGCUGACUGGAUUUGUUUGGAUAGAUACUGGGAUUUGACGCAAUGGUUGGAAAAUGCCCCACCAUACAAGAUAGUCUUUGACCCAACGAGUGUUGACAACAUCCCUGACUACGGCAGUGGGAAGGGCAGAGAUAAAAUGGCGGCAGACAAGAAGGUCAUGAUGGAGAUUCUCGCAGAAGGGACAGUGCUCAAAUCGAAGAAGACAAGGAAUCCCACAGUCAAGACCUUACCAGGAGAAGACGAGUUUACGAAUGGUAUAGUACAAUUCCACGCCACACGCCGUAUUCAAACUUGGUUUGUAUUUGCCUGUCAAAUUUGUGAGUCGCAACCCUUUCCGAGCUAAAUCCCUUUAGAAUUGAACUGGAGUCGAGAAACCCCCAAAGUUCUACACCAUCCUUCUGACUUUUACUUAUUUCACUUUUUUGAGUUCCUCUGCCGAAGCGUGCUGACCUCAGGUAUCACAGAUUGCGAUAUUCAGUACAUUUUAGCAACGAAUGCCAGGAAUUGUCAUGGAGAACUGCGUGUCGCUGGAACUCGCUUCAAACGCAUUCUCACUGAUUACGCUGAGUUUCAAAAGGAUUUCGAAUACAAACAGGAUAGAAACAUCAAGAUAACAUUGCUUGAGCUUGAUUGUUGGAUCUUUAGAGACUUGUUUGCAAAUGAGAAAGACAGAAUUCGGGAAAUUCACAGUUAUACCGGCCCAAUGGAGGAGCAUUCUUUUAUGCGCCGAAACCCUGUUCUCUGUGGUUUAAUGACUUUUAGAUUUGCUUUAACGAUGAAGUGGGUAUUCCCUGAGUUACCUUUUUAUCUUUGAUGCUAUUGGGUGUUCCUUCCCAAGACAUCAUAUCUUCUUCAACUAUCCGAUGGAAUCGCUAACUAAAUGUAUAGUGAAUUGGGGAUAAAGUACGCGAACAUGUGGGGCGCAAUAAGUAAGUUUUCUAUCUUGUCUUUGAAAUCCAUGGAAGGCAUUUCCAAGGCGGCGCUUUAUUUUUGCUGCCGCAUACUUCUGACCUCUCCUCCCUCCCCCUCCCAAAUGUUUAUCGUGAACAGAUACAAACACUGUGUGCAUGCGAGGAUGGCCAAAUCCUUGAGAUAUCAAUGGAUUAUUCAUAGACUAAUAUGACUCGCUUUAGCUGCAGCAGGACACCCUUAUAGCGCAAUGCAACACACCACCCCCAACUUACCACGUUGGCAUGAUCUCGACACUCUUCUUCAAAUCCAUACGACUCCCUAUUUCUUUUGGGACGAUAUCCCACCGUCAACUCCUUCAGGUUUUGCCUCAUCCUAUGAAAAAGCAUCCAACAUCUCAAAAAGUAUCGCCGAUCGACAAGUUAGAGAGCAGUGUGGGGAAUAA
Molecule: messenger RNA, 2378 nt
Organism: Hymenoscyphus albidus
Lineage: Eukaryota; Fungi; Ascomycota; Leotiomycetes; Helotiales; Helotiaceae
Source: the annotation of a GenBank genome assembly